AAGCUCAUCUCUUGAAUGAAAUGAAAUUAGUAGAAACUUUUAAAGGACAACUUAAAACGCUGACUAAAAGGAUGAAGGAAGACAAGAAAGAAAAGAGGAAAAAAUUACAACUACAUAGUGAAGAUGUAGUAGAGCUGUACACUGAAUUGAAACAAAAGCUUGCAGCUCUAAAUGUACAGAAAGAAAGUGUGGCUUUUUCCACCGAGCUGAUGGAGAGGGAAAAGAAAAGUCUGAUAAGUAUACUGUCAGACAUGGUCAUCCAAAGAGACAACAUUCAAUGCCAAAGGAAGCAGAAAUUUGAGGUGUUCAAAGAAUAUGUGAACAAACUGAAGGCAGAAUUAAGGCAAGAAAGAAAUGACCUCGACAGAGAGAGUGAGAAAAUGAAGACAGAAAAACUGGACUUGGAGCUGAUGAAGUGUGACAUUCUGAAACAAAGAGACAUAUUAGAACAAGAGCAACAAGAUAUAAAGAGGGAGCUAAUCGAACUGGAAACCACAAAGAUUGAGAUUCAUAAACAGAAAGAACUCGGAGAAAAUAUGUUUAUUGAGAUAAACAGAGCGAUAGGCUACAUUAAGGAUUUGAUCCUUAAGCUUGAUGCAGAAAAAGACAAGUUAAAGGUCGACAUGGACAUUAUUAUCUUAAAACAAGAUAAACUAGAACUCAAUAAAGGUGAUUCCAAUAGACAAAAACAAGAACUGGAAACAAUAAAGACGAGUGUAAUGGCUGGAAGACAGGAACUGGAACUUUGGAGGGAGGAUCUCACCAAGAAGAAAGAAGAGAUUGGAGCUGCUAUUAACUCCAUCAAUGGAGAGAAAGAACAACUCAGUCAGAUGAAGAGUAGUGCUGACAUGGACAGACACAGGUUGGACAAUGAGAAGGUCAGAUUGGAAGGAGAAAGGUCUGAACUGAAAAUAAGAGAAUCUCAUCUCUUGAAUGAAAUGAAAUCAAUAGAAACUUUUAAAGGACAACUUAAAACGCUGACUAAAAGGAUGAAGGAAGACAAGAAAGAAAAGAGGAAAAAAUUACAACUACAUAGUGAAGAUGUAGUAGAGCUGUACACUGAAUUGAAACAAAAGCUUGCAGCUCUAAAUGUACAGAAAGAAAGUGUGGCUUGUUCCACCGAGCUGAUGGAGAGGGAAAAGAAAAGUCUGAUAAGUAUACUGUCAGACAUGGUCAUCCAAAGAGACAACAUUCAAUGCCAAAGGAAGCAGAAAUUUGAGGUGUUCAAAGAAUAUGUGAACAAACUGAAGGCAGAAUUAAGGCAAGAAAGAAAUGACCUCGACAGAGAGAGUGAGAAAAUGAAGACAGAAAAACUGGACUUGGAGCUGAUAAAGUGUGACAUUCUGAAACAAAGACACAUAUUAGAACAAGAGCAACGAGAUAUAAAGAGGGAGCAAUUCGAACUGGAAACCACAAAGAUUGAGAUUCAUAAACAGAAAGAACUCGGAGAAAAUAUGUUUAUUGAGAUAAACAGAGCGAGAGGCUACAUUAAGGAUUUGAUCCUUAAGCUUGAUGCAGAAAAAGACAGGUUAAAGGUCAACAUGGACAUUAUUAUCUUAAAACAAGAUAAACUAGAACUCAAGAAAGAUGAUUCCAAUAGACAAAAACAAGAACUGGAAACAAUAAAGACGAGUGUAAUUGCUGGAAGACAGGAACUGGAACUUUGGAGGGAGGAUCUCACCAAGAAGAAAGAAGAGAUUGGAGCUGAUAUUAACUCCAUCAAUGGAGAGAAAGAACAACUCAGUCAGAUGAAGAGUAGUGCUGACAUGGACAGACACAGGUUGGACAAUGAGAAGGUCAGAUUGGAAGGAGAAAGGUCUGAACUGAAAAUAAGAGAAGCUCAUCUCUUGAAUGAAAUGAAAUCAAUAGAAACUUUUAAAGGACAACUUAAAACGCUGACUAAAAGGAUGAAGGAAGACAAGAAAGAAAAGAGGAAAAAAUUACAACUACAUAGUGAAGAUGUAGUAGAGCUGUACACUGAAUUGAAACAAAAGCUUGCAGCUCUAAAUGUACAGAAAGAAAGUGUGGCUUGUUCCACCGAGCUGAUGGAGAGGGAAAAGAAAAGUCUGAUAAGUAUACGGUCAGACAUGGUCAUCCAAAGAGACAACAUUCAAUGCCAAAGGAAGCAGAAAUUUGAGGUGUUCAAAGAAUAUGUGAACAAACUGAAGGCAGAAUUAAGGCAAGAAAGAAAUGACCUCGACAGAGAGAGUGAGAAAAUGAAGACAGAAAAACUGGACUUGGAGCUGAUAAAGUGUGACAUUCUGAAACAAAGACACAUAUUAGAACAAGAGCAACGAGAUAUAAAGAGGGAGCAAUUCGAACUGGAAACCACAAAGAUUGAGAUUCAUAAACAGAAAGAACUCGGAGAAAAUAUGUUUAUUGAGAUAAGAGAGAGGCUACAUUAAGGAUUUGAUCCUUAAGCUUCAUGCAGAAAAAGACAAGUUUAAGGUCGACAUGGACAUUAAUUUUAAAACAAGAUAAACUAGAACUCAAGAAAGACGAUUUCAAUAGACAAAAACAAGAACUGGAAACCAUAAAGACGGGUGUAAUGGCUGGAAGACAGGAACUGGAACUUUGGAGGGGGGAUCUCAACAAGAAGGAAGAGAUUGGAGCUGCCAAGUUCUCUAGGUCAAUUCGCCUCAUACAACCCAGGAGACCAAAAAUCAUUCAAUUUAAUCCAAGGAGACAUAAAGACUACAAAAUGAAUAUGCAUACAUCUAGGAAGAUCUAUAGGAACAGGCUCCCUUUUGACUUGACGCCAAAACCAAAGAAACAAAUGGUCACAAUUAAGAUUGACAAGGCAGUACAAACUUAGGUCGUUAUAGAAUGGCUUCAAAAGGACGAUGACGAGAAACCAUAUUUUAUUAAACUUAUAGAAUUUGAACAUGAGAAGUGUGAAAAACAACCUAAUGUGACCAAUCAGACUGAAAAACAUCAGUGGAAGUUAGGAGACGCACAUUAUUUUGGAAUAAAAGAUAAUUACUUAUUUAAGAGGGAAGAUAUGCUGAUACUCAAGAAUGAAGUGGUAAAAAAUGAUCAAAUUACUAAACUUGCAAAAACAUUGCCGUCGUCUACUGUUGAUUUUACAGAUGUGAAAAUGUCAAAAAGACAUUAUUUGCGAAAGCUCUGGAAGGACACAAAAAUGGAACGGAUGGAAAUUGAUCAGAUGAAGCACAUGAGUCAUGAAAUGAGAAACUACCUUGAGAAAAGAAUCAAUGUGAAUGAUCGCUUUGUCAAGAUAACGUGGUCCCAAAAAGAAAAGAAACUCUUAGAGGAGAUACAGAAACCAGAGUUAUGUAAAGACAUGACAUCCCAGAGUAACUUCGGGAGAGGCCGCAAAAAAAACAAUGACAAAUACACACAGCUUGGACAAUGUGAAGUUCAAUUUGAGAAACUAAGUGUUAAUGGAGUGUCAGGGACAGUGACAACUAGUUACAAGGCUAAACAAACCAACCAGGUUAAUACAACCAAAGAGAAUGCAACAUUCCCGUUGACGGAACAUGCUUUUGCCAAAAUGUACCAAGCGCCGAUAAUAAAAGAAGAAACUCA
Molecule: messenger RNA, 3549 nt
Organism: Gasterosteus aculeatus aculeatus (three-spined stickleback)
Lineage: Eukaryota; Metazoa; Chordata; Actinopteri; Perciformes; Gasterosteidae
Source: RefSeq, a predicted model, not a curated record